AAAAACUUCUUGAAGAAGAGCUUUGAGCCAUGUCAUUGGCUGAGCGCCGUGCGACAGGAAAAUGGAUUUUGAGGUCAGGACAAAAUGUGCUGCAUCUGUCCUACAGCUGGUGUGGUGAACUGUCACUUAUCAGAGACUGUUCAGGGACAUCAUGAGCGCUUCUGUGGCCGUGUACAGGAGCAUCUACACGGAAGACCGCUUCAAACAGGCCUACGGCUCAGAGCCCAGCGGGCGCGGGCGGCUCCUGGACAAGCUGGCCGGGACGUGCAGGUGCUCUCAACGAGCGCUCCUUCACCUGCUCAGAGAACGAGUGCCCGCGUGCGGCUGGCUGCCCUCCUACAGGCUGAAGAAAUGGAUUCUGGGAGAUACGAUAGCGGGACUCACAGUCGGUAUACUUCACAUUCCACAAGGAAUGGCCUUUGCUUUACUCACAUCCGUGGCACCAAUAUAUGGUCUUUACACCUCUUUCUUCCCUGUGGUCCUCUAUAUGUUGUUUGGCACAGGUCGCCACAUCUCCACAGGUACAUUUGCUGUGGUGAGUCUGAUGACUGGUUCUGUGGUGGAGCAACUGGUUCCAACUCCCCUGGAGAUGAACUCGAGUUCUUCUGAAGCAGCCGACUUUGAGGUCCAGAGGAUUGGAGUGGCCUCUGCUGUUGCCCUGCUGUCAGGAAUUAUCAUGCUCUGCAUGUUUGGUCUUCAGCUGGGCUUCCUCUCCACCUACCUCUCGGAGCCGAUUGUUAAGGCUUUCACCAGUGCUGCUGCUUUCCAUGUGACUGUCUCGCAGCUGCAGAGCAUGCUGGGGCUGCGGAUUCCUCGCCACACUGGGACUUUCUCCCUUUUCAAGACGCUGGCGUCAGUGAUGGAGAAUCUUCAUCACACCAAUACGGCUGAGCUGCUGAUCUCCUUGUUAUGUCUGGCUGUCCUGGUGCCGGUUAAGGAGGUCAAUACCCGUUACAGGCAGCGCCUGCGUACACCAAUUCCUGUGGAGAUCCUCACGGUGAUCAUAGCUACAGGAGUGACCUAUGCCUCUUCACUCGAUUCUGCUUAUGAUAUUGAGAUAGUUGGACAGAUCCCAGCAGGAUUCCCGAGUCCACGGAUGCCUGCCUUGCACACUUUUUCAGAAAUUGCAGGAGACACGGUAGCCAUCACAUUUGUUGGCUACGCCGUGUCAGUCUCACUUGCAAUGAUCUAUGCUGACAAAUAUGGUUAUUCCAUACAUCCUAACCAGGAGCUGCUGGCUCAUGGUAUCUCCAACACAGUGUCUUCUUUUUUCACCUGCUUCCCGAGCUCAGCCACUCUAGCCACCACAAACAUAUUGGAAAGUGCUGGAGCAUACACACAGCUCUCUGGUCUGUUCACAAGUCUGGUUGUUCUGAUUGUUCUGUUGCUGAUUGGACCGCUCUUCAACUUCUUGCCCAAGGCAGUACUGGCAUGCAUCAACGUCACCAGCCUCAGGCAGAUGUUCCUACAGUUCCAGGACUUACCUGAAUUGUGGAGAAUCAGCAAGAUUGACUUCAUGGUUUGGGUGGUAACCUGGCUGUCUGUAGUUGUACUCAAUGUGGACCUUGGCUUAGCCAUCGGGGUGGUAUUCUCGAUGAUGACUGUCAUCUGCCGCACACAAAGGGCUGGCUGCUCAGUGCUUGGGCGGGCCAGCAACACAGAAAUUUAUAGACCUCUGGAAACCCACAGCAAGUGCUAUGAGGUGCCAGGGGUGAAGAUCCUGACUUACAACGGGCCUAUUUACUAUGGGAACCGCAGCUUCUUCAGGGAGGAGAUGAGCAGGCUAUUGGGUCUGACACCGGAGAAGAUCCGUAGUCGAGAGAAGGCCAGGAAAACCAUGGAGAAAAGGGAGCGAGAGUCUGCCGUUCAACACUGUGGAACGAGGUAUUGCAAGCACUUCGUUUUCUUCAGGAAAAAUGAAUUAUUAAUCUGAAAUGUCUGAGGAUAACAUGCAGGCAGUGUUACUUGACUGCAGCAGUGUGAUAUUUGUAGAUGUUGCUGGAGCAAGACUCUUUACACAGAUAUGCACUGAAUGUCAGAAAAUUGGUGUUCAUAUAUAUCUGGCAAACUGCAAUGAGAAAGUCUUAAAGAUUCUCACAUCAAGUGGUCUAAUGAAGUACAUGAAACCCCAACAUAUUUUUGUCACAGUUCAUGAUGCCGUGCUGUAUAUUCAACAGCAGAAUGAAAAACCUUCAGAAAACACCAC
Thalassophryne amazonica is the source of this 2206-nucleotide messenger RNA. RefSeq names its product solute carrier family 26 member 10 (gene slc26a10). NCBI's taxonomy places the organism in Eukaryota, Metazoa, Chordata, Actinopteri, Batrachoidiformes, Batrachoididae. The record is from RefSeq and is a predicted model, not a curated record. Bases 152 to 1933 code for a protein of 593 amino acids. Gene Ontology annotation, molecular function: chloride transmembrane transporter activity; bicarbonate transmembrane transporter activity; sulfate transmembrane transporter activity. The transcript is spliced from 18 exons. Gene Ontology annotation, cellular component: membrane. Gene Ontology annotation, biological process: transmembrane transport.